AUGGCGGUGAACUUCCUGGGCGGCGCGUCGAACGUCAAGGCGCUGGUGUUCGACUGCGACGGCACGCUCCUGUCCACGAUGGAGGCGCACUGGGAGGCCUGGAACUUCGUGACGACCAAGUACGGCAUCAAGUUUGACAAGUACGGGCUGCACAAGAGAGCAGGCCGGCCCGGGAUCAGCAUCAUGGAGGACCUGCUGCGGGAGCAGGGCCGCACGGACCUGGACGCAGACAGCAUCGUGCGGGAGAAGGUCGCGUACUACGACGAUCAGAACCUGCUGGACGCUGUGGACGUGAUCGCACCCGUCGUGAGCAUACUCAAGCGGGCGCACGCGCAGGGCCUGAAGGUGGGAGUGGUGUCAGGCGGGACGCGGCACCACGUCGUAGACGGGCUCAAGGGCAAAGGCCUGUACCCGCUGGUGGAGUCGUGCAUCGUGACGGCCAACGACAUCCUCGAGCUCGGCCUGAAAGGCAAGCCGGCGCCGGACGGGUUCCUCCGCGCGGCGGAGCUGCUGGGCGUCGAGCCGGGCGAGUGCAUCGGCUACGAGGACGCGGACCUGGGCAUGGAGGCCAUCGUGCGCGCGGGGUACUUCGCGGCGGUGGACGUGCGGCACAUGCCCGGACACCCCGAGUACGAGGAGCGAGCGGCGAAGCAGGCCGUCGCCGCGCAGUGA
Molecule: messenger RNA, 672 nt
Organism: Pedinophyceae sp. YPF-701
Lineage: Eukaryota; Viridiplantae; Chlorophyta; Pedinophyceae
Source: the annotation of a GenBank genome assembly